AUGGCCGACUCAACCACCCACCAAACCGCCAAGACACAGUAUGUCAACGGCCCCAACGAUAGCACGAAGUAUGCCUACCGCCGCUUCGGCAACGCGAACACGACAGCCCCACCCGUGCUUUUCUUGAUCCACUUCCGCGGCACGAUGGACUUCUGGGACCCGCUUCUCAUCAACACCAUUGCCGCAACGAGACCAGUGAUCCUCCUCGACCAGUCCGGCGUUGGGAAGCCCGCAGAGCUCGACGUGUUCGGCUUCAGCAUGGGUGGAUACGUCACGCAGAUGGUCGCGCUUGAUGCACCAGCUAAACUUGGUACAUCUGGACCUAAUAUCCGCAGACUCGUCCUCGCUGGCACGGGCACGUCCGCCGGCGAGGGGAUCGAGCCCAACACGCAAGAACGUGCUGGACAAGUGACGAAGCACGCGACCGUCCCUGAGCCGAGGUAUGACAACUGCUUCUACUGGAUCUUCUUCCAUCCCAACUCCGAAACAUCACAAGCCGCAGGUAAAGCCUGGUGGAAGCGUAUCCAUGAACGCGACGAGUCUACCUCUGGUGAGCCCCGCUCAAACGCCGUGUCGUGGCAGUACGCGGACCAGGGUGCUGGGUUGAAAGCCAUGGCGGGUGCACAACAGAUAUGGCUCGACCCGGCGCAGGUAGCCGAUGGGGCGUUUGAGAGGUUUGGGGAGUUGAAGGACACGCCGGUGCUCAUCGGCCAGGGCGUGGAUGAUUAUAUGAUUCCGACGAGCCAGAGUGUUGUCAUGCAGCAAAGGCUGCCGGACGCAAGACUUUUUCUAUAUCCGGAUAGUGGGCAUGCGUUCUUGUACCAGUUUGCGGAGGAGUUUGGGAAGACUGUGGUGUCAUUCUUGGAUGCAGGACUGAAAGCCAGUCUGUGGUCGGGCCGGAUAUGA
This is a messenger RNA of Cyphellophora attinorum, 906 nucleotides long. RefSeq lists its product as uncharacterized. The transcript is spliced from 2 exons. NCBI's taxonomy places the organism in Eukaryota, Fungi, Ascomycota, Eurotiomycetes, Chaetothyriales, Cyphellophoraceae. The coding region runs from base 1 to 906 and encodes 301 amino acids. The record is from RefSeq and is a predicted model, not a curated record.